ACCAUUAUUAUUGUUUUUUGUUUAUUAUUUUUAUCAAAUAAAUAAAAGUGAAGACGAUCCUUUUUUCUAUUUUUUUUCUUAAUUUUCCUUUCUUUUAUAAUUUGCAAUGUGAACAUUGAAUUUUGUUAGGGCUUUACUCCUUUUGGGAUGAACUAAGGAAAUCAGAUAGAACUAAAGAACAAUAUUAAAUGUCUUAAUAUUUCCCAAGUUUGGUGUUUAAUGAGGAACAAUUGUUAAAGCUCAUGUUUUUAUUUUGAAUAAAGUUUAGUUCUCUUUGCGCGUGUCCCGUUCUCUUCUCCAACCGUACAAACUCAAACUCGAAACGCCAUUUGUAUUUGAUCCCAAGUUGACCCUUUUAUUCAAUAUAAUAAUACCCAGUCUUGCCUAAAUGGAGGUUAAGCUAUGGAACGACAAGCGCGAGAGAGAAAUGUAUGAGAAUUUUGCAGAGCUAUAUGCCAUUAUCAAAGCAACAGAGAAGCUUGAGAAGGCUUAUGUGAGGGAUAUUAUUUCAUCAUCUGACUAUGAAACUGAGUGCCAAAAGCUUAUUGCCCAUUUCAAAACCUUAGCUUCUACACUCAAAGACACAGUCCCUAGCAUUGAACGCUUUGCAGAUACAUAUAAAAUGGACUGCCCAGCUGCUAUAAAUCGUCUGGUGACCUCUGGGGUGCCUGCCACUGUGGAGCACAGGGCUGCUGCGGCUGCGUCCGCUACUACCUCGGCUGCCAUUGUGGCUGAAUGCGUGCAGAAUUUUAUUACUGCCAUGGAUUCAUUGAAGCUCAAUAUGGUGGCAGUUGACCAAGUGUAUCCUUUGUUGUCUGACCUCUCAGCAUCACUUAAUAAGCUUGGUAUUUUGCCACCUGAUUUCGAGGGGAAGACAAAGAUGAAGGAAUGGAUUUCAAGGUUGUCAAAGAUGGGUGCAGCAGAUGAGUUAACAGAGCAGCAAGCUAGGCAGCUCCACUUUGACUUGGAAUCUUCAUAUAAUUCAUUUAUGGCCGCUUUGCCUAAUGCUGGUACUUGAAGUGAUCUGGUAUACGGUAUUUUUGUUUAAUGCUGCAAAGUGCAAACUGGUGGAUUCCCAGUGAUGUCUGAGAAGGAUUAUUAAGUUGGUAACAGUGUAUACAUUUUGGGAAUUAUUGGUUUGUUAAGCUCAAGAUGCUAUUAUUUGCUGAUUAUGGAGAAAAUGUUUCUGGUGUCUUUCUAUGAGAAUGAAUUAGUGCUUUGAUUUGGUUUUGUAA
Molecule: messenger RNA, 1235 nt
Organism: Durio zibethinus
Lineage: Eukaryota; Viridiplantae; Streptophyta; Magnoliopsida; Malvales; Malvaceae
Source: RefSeq, a predicted model, not a curated record